AUGGCGGAUGCACCACCAUUGACCGAAGCCUUCUAUCGAGAGUGGUUUGCGAAACAAACCGUGUUCCUGACUGGAGCAACGGGAGGUCUAGGCGGGUGCCUUCUGUUCAAACUCCUUCAUCAAGUACCUGUUAAGAAAGUCUUUCUCCUCCAUCGAAGCUCCGAGAAAGACACUAUCGCAAAGCUAGGCAAGAACAUGCCCGGAUGUAUCGAUCAAGUCAUGCGCACAGAUCAACUUGAAUUUCUCAAGGGGGACAUCACCGCCGCGAACUUAGGCCUGGAUGUGAGGCAACUAUCUAUACUUCGAAAGGAGACGACCGUUAUACUCAACGCAGCGGCCAAUACUUCAUUCAUUGCAGAUGUCCACGAAUCUUGCAAGGACAAUUGUCUUCCCGCGCUAGAUUUGGCCCAGCUUGCAUUAAGCUUCCCACAGCUCGCCACAUUUGUGCAAGUGUCCAGUGCAUACGCCAACAGCUUUCUGCCUGAUGGAGAGAUCACGGAAACCAUUCAGCCGUUUGGUGAAGACGACAUCGACUGCGAGAGAGAGCUGGACGAGAUCCUCUCCUCAAGAGGAAACACCAGCUGGACAAAGCAAUGGGCCUGGCCUUAUGCACAAGCCAAGUACCUCAUGGAACGACUCCUAUUCCAGAGGUACGGAUCUCGGCUUCCCCUCCUCAUCCUACUUCCCUCCGCCAUCGGGCCAGCUCUUCAAGAUCCAUACCCUCUCUUUGGUCCCGCGGGCUCUAACCCUGUUGAGACCGCCCUCGGGUCUUAUCUGGCCACUGGGGGCGGGAGUCGGGUCUGGAGAGCCGCGAGCGGCUCGACCAGUGGCAACUACAUUUUGGACGGGAUUCCCGUAGAUUUUGUGUCAAAUGUCUGCCUGCUUCAUGUGGCGCAAGGGUCACAGGGAAUUAUCCACGCUGCUGCUCAGCUAUACGUGGUCCUCACAAUGGAUGAGCUGAUGGCCCUCGCCUCGCCUCACAUUCCGCCAGACCUGGCGGUGCCGGCACCGUGCUUCAAAUGGGACGUGAGUGGGAGCAUGGAGCCUUGCCCUGUGGCGACCACUUUCGGUUUCCAGGGCCGUAACUGGAUUUUCGACUGCAGGCGAUCAAAGUCCUUGAGGGCCGUCGGUGGCCCACUGAGUUUGAGCCUUGACGGACAUGACGCAAAGGCUUAUAUAAAGGGGCGGAUUGAGAAGAUCAUUCCGAGCACUCGCGCAACGAAGAAGAGGGUUGCAGCUAGGCGAAGAGGUAUGUCAAAGCUAUGACGGAGCCGGUUGAUAACGUCCUUUGAAGUAAGUUCUUUGGAGCUUAGUAGCGUGACGAACUUUUGUAGGGAAAUUCAAAU
Molecule: messenger RNA, 1346 nt
Organism: Aspergillus japonicus CBS 114.51
Lineage: Eukaryota; Fungi; Ascomycota; Eurotiomycetes; Eurotiales; Aspergillaceae
Exons: 1
Coding region: 1-1266 (421 amino acids)
Biological process (GO): long-chain fatty-acyl-CoA metabolic process
Cellular component (GO): peroxisome
Molecular function (GO): alcohol-forming very long-chain fatty acyl-CoA reductase (NADP+) activity
Source: RefSeq, a predicted model, not a curated record